Pistacia vera is the source of this 1296-nucleotide messenger RNA. RefSeq names its product homeobox-leucine zipper protein HAT22. The transcript has 3 exons. Gene Ontology annotation, biological process: regulation of DNA-templated transcription. Lineage: Eukaryota; Viridiplantae; Streptophyta; Magnoliopsida; Sapindales; Anacardiaceae. The record is from RefSeq and is a predicted model, not a curated record. Bases 223 to 1041 code for a protein of 272 amino acids. Gene Ontology annotation, molecular function: DNA-binding transcription factor activity, RNA polymerase II-specific; sequence-specific DNA binding.
GUCUUUCAUAAUUUCUUACACCCAGAUUCGUUUCUUUACUCAUUUCAUUCCCUCUGAUUUAGCCACCCACCCACCCAACUCCAACUCUUCCCCUACAUACCAAAAAGUCUUACUCAUUCUCUCCCCUUCUUAAUAAGACCUCUUUUCCUUCUUCAUUUUUAUCAUUCUCAUUCUCAUUCUCAAACUUUCUCUCUCAUUUCUCUCACUAACAGCAAUCACUAAAUGGGUUUAGAUGAUGGAUGUAGCACUGGCCUUGUGCUGGGUUUAGGUUUCACGGCAACACCUAUUAAUCAGAACCCUUCAAAACCCAUAUCUAAGAGGCCACCACCACCCUUUGAUCCAUCUCUUACUUUGAGUCUUUCUGGCGACUUUUAUCACGGAGUUGCUACCAAAAAGGGUAGUAUUAUUGAUGUCAACAAAGGUUUUGAAGAGGCUGCUGUUCAUGACGUCUUUCGUCAAGCUUCUCCUCCUCACAGUGUUGUUUCUUCAUUUUCUAGUGGUAGAAUCAAACGGGAGAGAGAUCUCAGCUGUGAAGAGUUCGAGGUCGAGAGGGUUUCUUCAAGAGUUAGUGAUGAAGAUGAAGAUGCCGUUAAUGCUAGGAAGAAACUUAGACUCACCAAAGACCAGUCUGCUCUUUUGGAAGAAAGCUUCAAACAACAUAGCACUCUCAAUCCUAAGCAAAAACAAGCUUUAGCAAGGCAGUUGAACCUUCGACCAAGACAAGUGGAAGUAUGGUUCCAGAACAGGAGAGCAAGAACGAAGCUGAAGCAAACGGAGGUCGACUGUGAGUUCUUGAAGAAGUGCUGUGAAUCACUGACUGAUGAAAAUAGGAGGCUGCAGAAAGAGCUUUCAGAUCUCAAAGCUCUAAAACUAGCGCAACCUUUUUACAUGCAAUUGCCGGCGGCGACACUUACCAUGUGCCCUUCUUGUGAAAGGAUUGGCGGCGUUGGUGAUGGAGCAUCUAAUAAACCUCCAUAUUCAAUGGCUGCAAAACCUUCUCACUGCUAUAAUCCCUUCGCCAAUUCAGCAGCUACUUGUUAAGUUGUCAAAUAGGAUUAAUUAGGAUAAUCAAACAGGAAUUGAUACAUAGAACCCAGAACCCCUUCUAUUUUUUUGUUUUAAGGGUUGUAGUGAAAAAAGGAGUUAGUGUAAUUAAUUAAUUAAUUGGUAGAAGAUAGUUAUCAUCAUCGCUGAUCAUCAAUCUCAAUGUUAUGAUCAUAUCUAUUUACAAGAAGUUUGUAAAUUUUUAAAACAAUUAUAUAUUAUCGGAAUUUGCAUGUUUUAUUGUUUAUUUUA